Aedes albopictus (Asian tiger mosquito) is the source of this 1694-nucleotide messenger RNA. RefSeq names its product protein bric-a-brac 1. The record is from RefSeq and is a predicted model, not a curated record. Gene Ontology annotation, biological process: regulation of transcription by RNA polymerase II. The transcript has 7 exons. The coding region runs from base 219 to 1478 and encodes 419 amino acids. Gene Ontology annotation, molecular function: protein binding. NCBI's taxonomy places the organism in Eukaryota, Metazoa, Arthropoda, Insecta, Diptera, Culicidae. Gene Ontology annotation, cellular component: nucleus.
AGUCAGUCAGUGUACCAUCGUCUCAGUCAGUACAGCACAAGUCGGUUCUUCUAGUCGGUCGUCGUUAUUGCUUGUUCAAAGUGAGCUGGGGUGGAGAACAAAGUGGACGCCAUUGUGGAAAUUGCGAAAAAUUAAAAGUGAAGUUUAGUAUUAGUUGUGUGAUUUUAAAUGAAGACUGUGCUAAAUAAGAAUCAACACAAAUAAUAAGCAAACCCAAAAUGGAUGAUGAUCAACAGUUCUGUCUUCGAUGGAACAAUCACCAGAGCACACUCAUCUCUGUGUUCGACACACUUUUGGAGAAUGGAACAUUAGUUGAUUGCACAUUGGCAGCUGAAGGAAAGUUUCUGAAAGCACACAAGGUCGUUCUCUCGGCAUGUAGUCCAUAUUUCGCGGCACUACUCUCACAACAAUACGACAAACACCCAAUCUUCAUACUCAAAGAUGUGAAAUUUCAAGAACUACGCGCCAUGAUGGACUACAUGUAUCGUGGCGAAGUAAACAUCUCACAGGAUCAGCUUGCAGCUCUUUUGAAAGCGGCUGAGUCCUUGCAGAUCAAAGGCCUGUCGGAUAACCGAAGUUCAUCUACUGCACCACCACAACAAAAGCAGGCACAAAGUGAAGCUUCGGCAUCAAAAUCGCUCCUGGCACCAGUGUUACCUGCCAGCAAGGUUUCAGGCUUAACGAUUGAAAAUAAAAGGCCUUUGAAACCGGAUAUACGUGAAACAGAUGUAUCUGGAUCUCGAGAAGGCUCUGUCAGCCCUACAUUACGCAAACGUAAAAAAAUUCGCAGAAGGAGCGUCGACAACAAUAAUCAAAUAGAAUCAACACAAAUAAUAAGCAAACCCAAAAUGGAUGAUGAUCAACAGUUCUGUCUUCGAUGGAACAAUCACCAGAGCACACUCAUCUCUGUGUUCGACACACUUUUGGAGAAUGGAACAUUAGUUGAUUGCACAUUGGCAGCUGAAGGAAAGUUUCUGAAAGCACACAAGGUCGUUCUCUCGGCAUGUAGUCCAUAUUUCGCGGCACUACUCUCACAACAAUACGACAAACACUCAAUCUUCAUACUCAAAGAUGUGAAAUUUCAAGAACUACGCGCCAUGAUGGACUACAUGUAUCGUGGCGAAGUAAACAUCUCACAGGAUCAGCUUGCAGCUCUUUUGAAAGCGGCUGAGUCCUUGCAGAUCAAAGGCCUGUCGGAUAACCGAAGUUCAUCUACUGCACCACCACAACAAAAGCAGGCACAAAGUGAAGCUUCGGCAUCAAAAUCGCUCCUGGCACCAGUGUUACCUGCCAGCAAGGUUUCAGGCUUAACGAUUGAAAAUAAAAGGCCUUUGAAACCGGAUAUACGUGAAACAGAUGUAUCUGGAUCUCGAGAAGGCUCUGUCAGCCCUACAUUACGCAAACGUAAAAAAAUUCGCAGAAGGAGCGUCGACAACAAUAAUCAAAUAGGUAUGUGCUCUCCAGUUGUUAGGGUAUAGGGUAUGUGUUCCAUCAGUAAUCUCACGCUCCCAUAUUCAUCCUAUCCGAAAACAAGCGAUUACGGCACCGGUUGAUUCCGUUCUUUUUGUUUUCAUGGGUGCUCACUUCUAACAAAAAAUACAAAAAUAAGAAACAAAACAAACAACGCUUCAAUCCUUUGUUUUUCGUAGGAUGAAAAUGGGAGCCACAUGCUUAAUAAGGGAACGAAUACCCUA